UGGCUUCAUUGUUGAUCAUUCGUGUAAUAAGUGCGCGCGCGUCUUGAGGACAGUAUUUAAAAUGUUUCGACAAACGUUGUUUAUUUCUCUUUUGUUUUUCCUCGUGGUGAAAAUUUCCCAUUCGCAGCGGGAAAAGAAGUUUUUUCGCAAAGACUACAAAUACAUAGAAGCGACUGAGAGCUUUUACAAGAUCCAUACCAUUCACAAAACGUGGCAAGAUGCCAAGGAUGUGUGUGCCAUGGAAGGAGCCACGUUCUUUGUGCCCGAGGACCAGGGAGAAGCUGAUGCUGUGUUGGCGUUUUGGAAUGCAACACAACCCUACUCAUGGGUGUACAUUGGAGUGUCCAGCUUAAUUGUGAAGGGUGUCUUCGAGACUGUAGAGGGCCAGCCAAUAUCAGACGUAUACUCCAAUUGGGGCCCCGGGGAACCGAACGAUGCAAACGGCGAGGAAGACUGCGUGAUCCUGCGCAGAGACGGAACCCUUAACGACGUCAAUUGCGUCAACAAGUACCCCUUCGUGUGCAAGAAAACACUCGACUCUUUGGAAUGGAACAUCAAGUGCGACAUGCCUAAUAUGGAUUACGUAUUCAACGAAGCUCUGGGUAAAUGCUACAAGUUUCACCUCGACCCAAGGACGUGGCGUGAAGCGUACGCAGUGUGCAGCGCUGAGUCGUCAUACCUGGCCAUCAUUGACAGCCAAGCUGAGGCUGAUCAUCUCGUCAAAAUCACAGCAGAAGCCCCCAAGGACGAUGUCCAGGGCGACUUCUUGCGAGGCGCCGUGCAUUUGGGCUUCCACAAAAGGAAAGACGGAUGGAAGACCAUUAGAGGUACAAAGCUAGAAAACAGUGGUUAUUCAAAAUGGGGCAACCAACAGCCUGACGGGGGUGACAAUGAGACCUGCGGAACGAUGUUCUACAACGGUCACUUAAACGACCUUAAGUGCGAUCAUAAGUGCUUCUUCAUUUGUGAACAUGAUGUGGGUAGCCUAAGUAAUUCUUUGGAUUUUAAAUUUGGAGAUGAUGAGUAACUUGAUAAAGAAGGGUAGUUGAAUGGAAAGUAAAAGGUCUAUCUGAUAUGCUCAAACUUACUCUUUAAAUAAGCACAGUAAAUGUAGUGUUGUUUUAAGGUGUGGUUUUUUGGAUGGUGGUCGCUUGACACCACGACCACUUUGGUCAUAGCGUGCUUUGUUUGGACCCGAUAUUAUGACUCGAAUAUGUCUUGUUAAUUUGUGUGAUAAUUGGGUAUUAGCCACCACUCCCCAACCCCAAUAAUCUAAAGCACAACUUUUUAAAAAGGCACUUCAUUCUGGUCUUAAAAACUUAAUUAAUUUUAAAUUACCUGUAAAUUAAGAUUUUUGGUUGCAUUGUAUUUGAAAAAAGUAGUUUGAGUUGACAAAAUAAAAAAGUGACGUCACUGGCUAGUAUUGCCAUACAAAAUCUAUGGGAGAGUCUCAUUUUGACAGUUCAAAAAGUACGCCAAUUGAUUGGUGGUGGCAAAUACCCUAUUCAAGUUUACUGUAUGAUGUUAUUGGUAUCUUAGAGGCAUGCUACUGUUCUUACCUACUGUUAAUAUGUAAAUAGUACAUACCUACUCACAUACAGUUUGAAAAACUUGGAUGAAACAAUAAACUGUCAUAAUUUUUUUCAGAAUAAUAAUAGAAUAAAAAUAGUUAUACCUACUUUACUAUCUUAGGUAAUAUUUUAAACGAUAAAUGACUAUGUUUUGUCUCGAUAUGUUUUGAAACGUGUUAUUUUUAGGUAUCGCGGCUGCUUAAUCCGUAGGUUAUGUUAGUACUCGAUCCCUGGCCUGUACCUACUACUGAUUGUGACUUAAAACUGUAUAAUAAGUAUAACUAGAAAUUAAAUAAUACUUAUAUGUAUAGCACUACUAUCUACUGCGUCUACUGCACAUCGUACCUACUAAAUGUUUUUGUUGCAAUAUAGCAUCUAUUGUAAAUACAUUAGACGCCAAACCUCUAUACUAUACAAAUAAUAUUAGUGAAGACGUGUUUCAUUCCACCAUAAGAAUCUUGCCAUUGAGGAAAAAAACUAAAAUCAAAGGUACAAUUAAGAUAUG
Molecule: messenger RNA, 2076 nt
Organism: Ostrinia furnacalis (Asian corn borer)
Lineage: Eukaryota; Metazoa; Arthropoda; Insecta; Lepidoptera; Crambidae
Product: macrophage mannose receptor 1
Exons: 5
Coding region: 62-1027 (321 amino acids)
Source: RefSeq, a predicted model, not a curated record